Xyrauchen texanus (razorback sucker) is the source of this 3964-nucleotide messenger RNA. RefSeq names its product scm-like with four MBT domains protein 1. Gene Ontology annotation, biological process: regulation of DNA-templated transcription. Lineage: Eukaryota; Metazoa; Chordata; Actinopteri; Cypriniformes; Catostomidae. The record is from RefSeq and is a predicted model, not a curated record. Gene Ontology annotation, molecular function: transcription corepressor activity; histone binding. The transcript has 21 exons. Gene Ontology annotation, cellular component: nucleus. The coding region runs from base 108 to 2708 and encodes 866 amino acids.
AUUGGAAUGAGGUCGUGAACGAUUAGGCGGAAAAACACACGGCAUCUAAAAUCGACUUGAAAAACUCCUCACUGAAGCUGUUGGGUUGUCCUCCGGGGGGUUCAGACAUGAGCCUUGAGGCACUGGAGUCUGAUGCAGACUCUGGUCAGGAUGUGUCAGAGUUUAACUGGGAUGAUUACCUGGAGGAAACCGGGGCACUUUCUGUUCCUCAUCAUGCAUUUAAACACGUGGAUCAAGGUCUACAGACUGGCCUGGCUCCCGGUAUGAAGCUGGAGGUGUGUGUGCGGACAGAAUCAGAAACGGCAUACUGGGUGGCCACAAUAAUUACUACCUGUGGUCAGUUGCUGUUGCUGCGAUAUGAGGGUUACCAAGAUGACCGACGUGCUGACUUUUGGUGUGACAUCAUGACCGCUGACCUGCAUCCGAUUGGAUGGACCAAACAACAGGGUCGACCAAUGAGACCUCCUGAGGGUGUGCGUGAGAAGCAUCAGGACUGGGAGGCUCUGCUGGAGAAAGCGCUGACUGAGUCCUGCAGUGUACCUGCUAAUCUACUGGAAGGGGCCCAGCGAGGCUGUAACCCUAUAGAUCUGUUAAGUUCUGGUAUGAAUGUCGAGCUAGUGGACUGUCAAGAUGCUGGAGUGGUCUGGCCUGCAGUCAUAGAAGAUAAUGUAGGGGGGCGCUUACGACUUCAUUAUGCUGGCACAGAGGGGCUCCCAGACAACCAUUCCAUCAAAUGGGUCUUCUACCUGGACCCUUUGCUUCAUCUGCCUGGCUGGGCACAGGAGCACUGCUGCACUCUCAGACCACCAGCAGCCCUGCUCCCUCUGCGCACUGAAGCUGAAUGGGAGGAGGUGAAGAAGACCAUCUCCUCUCAGGCUCAGGACUCCAGCAUCAGUGACGAGUUUUACAGGGACAGACCAGCAAUCACUCCCCACUGCUUUACAGAAGGAAUGAAGCUGGAAGCUGUAGACCUAGCAGCUCCCUUCACCAUCAGCCCGGCCACCGUGGCAAAGGUGUUUAAUGAUCAUUUCUUUCUGGUGCGGAUGGACGAUAUGAGAGAGGAGGCACAGAAAGAGGGGGGUGGCCGCUCUUUCCUCUGUCACAGGGACAGCCCUGGUAUCUUCGCAACACAGUGGAGUCUAAAGAAUGGAGUGAAGCUCAGCCCUCCUCCAGGGUUCCAAGGCCAGGACUUUGACUGGGCAGACUAUCUAAAGCAGUGUGAGGCUGAGGCAGCCCCCCAGCAUUGCUUUCCCACAGACCCAUCUGAUCAAUGCAUUAAAGAGUCUAUGAUGCUGGAGGCCGUUAACCCUUUCUGUCCUGAAAACAUUCACGUAGCAACUGUUACCAAGGUCAAAGGUCAACAUAUGUGGAUUCGUUUAGAAGGUCUGAAGCAACCCAUUCCAGAGAUCAUAGUUCACACAGACUCCAUGGAUGUUUUUCCAGUGAGCUGGUGUGAGACAAAUGGCUACCCUAUUCUGUACCCCAGCAGGCCCAAAGUUGAGAAACAGAGAAAGGUGGCAGUCGUUCAGCCAGAGAAGCACCGGGUUCCAUCCAAAGACUCUUCACCUGAUACUACUAAACAACAGAUCAACAAUAAUCAGGCUGAGAUAGUGGGCCAGGCAAAUGGGAAAUACUGCUGCCCUAAGAUCUAUUUUAACCAUCGGUGCUUCUCAGGGCCAUAUCUCAAUAAGGGCCGUAUUGCAGAGCUACCCCAGUGUGUGGGCCCUGGGAACUGUGUUCUGGUACUAAAGGAGGUCUUGACACUGGUGAUAAAUUCUGCCUACAAGCCCAGCCGAGUUCUGCGAGAGCUGCAACUGGACCAGGAGGGCCGCUGGCAGGGUCACGGAGAGACGCUUAAAGCUAAGUACAAAGGGAAAAGCUACAGGGCAACAGUAAAGAUAGUUCGCACAGCGGACCAGGUGGCAGACUUCUGUCGGAAGACCUGUAUUAAGCUGGAAUGCUGUCCCAAUCUAUUCGGGCCACGAAUGGUUCUGGAGCGCUGCUCGGAGAACUGCUCCGUGCUCACCAAAACCAAAUACACGUAUUACUAUGGGAAGAAGAAGAGCAGGCGUGUGGGUCGACCUCCUGGUGGACACUCCAACUUAGAGGGUGGUGUAAAGAGACGAGGCAGGAGGAGGAAGAGGAGGAAGCAGCUCUUCGUCCACAAAAAAAGACGUUCUUCUGCCUCAGUUGACAACACUCCGGCAGGCUCCCCACAGGGCAGUGGUGAUGAGGAGGAUCUGGAUGAGGAUGACUCUCUGAGUGAGGACACAGGCUCUGAGCUGCAGGACGAGCUGAUGGAUGACUCUGAAUACUCUGAGAAGAAGUCACAGCCUCCCUCUCCUCCCGAAACCCCACGUCCCACACGCAAACGGCGCAAAGCUCGCUCACCUUCCUGCUCAGAUGAUGAGAACAGACCUCCUUCACCCAAGAGUCCUCGUGUUGAAGUUCCUCAGAAGCUUUCCUUGGACAGUAGUCCACUGGAAUGGAGUGUCACUGAUGUUGUGCGCUUCAUAAGGAGCACCGAUUGUGCUCCACUGGCACGCAUCUUCAUUGAUCAGGAAAUUGACGGUCAGGCCCUACUUCUAUUGAAUCUUCCCACUGUACAGGAGUGUAUGGACCUGAAGCUCGGGCCUGCCAUCAAGCUAUGCCAUCAAAUUGAGAGGGUCAAGCUGGCAUUUUACCAACAAUUUGCAAGCUUAGGCUGACAUUCUGUAGAGAGGAGUUGGACUAUGACAUUUUGGGUGACUUUCCUAAUGUUUGAGAUCUUUUCCUCUAUGGACAACAGAACCUUAAAAUGUACUUAGCGCUUUAGAGGCCUCCCUUACCAUUAGUUUUUCUACACAGCAGGCACAGUCGAGAUUGACUACUGGAGGGGCAUUUUUCAACAGGGUGAAUCUGGUAUGUUUACAAAUGGGCUCUCCAUCUCAAAUUAAGCCUAGUUCGGGACUACUGUUUAAUUGUGUGAUCUUUCUUUAAGAGAAUCAUUCGGCUCAGGGUUAUUUUAAACCUGGGUUAAAGGAACUGGUCAAUUCAGUCUCUGCAAGAAUAAGCAAAGCUCUUCAUCUGUUUUUAAAACCUUCAUUUACUGUAGAGCAGAUGACAAUGCAAUGAACUCAAGCACACAAAAAAAUGCCCAUGUACUGUAAGUGGUAUGCAAAAGUGUACAUACAGGAGUUUAAAUGUAAAUACUGUACAUAAUCAGAUGUUAAUGGGACUGCUUUAAUGCUCCCAUUUCGGUUUGGUUUUCUAUAAUAGCUUGGGAAUAAACAAUGCAAAGGUUUUUACAUGCAUGACAUGCCUGAAGCUGCCAUUGUAAAUACUGUAAACUAACACUUGCUUAUCCUAUUAAUGCAUUAAUGAAUAAAAGUGCAGAGUAAUAAAAAACAAAACGAUGAGGUGUUAUGGUUAAGACAUAAGCACACAAUUAUUUCAGGUUAUGUCACUGUGAUAAGGAUAAUAUAAAUGGUGGCAAAUCCAGGGUCUAUCAACACCAAAUCGAAAAGAGUUUUGGUACUCUUAAAAUUGUGUCCGCUUGAAAAAGUAAUAUUUUUAAUAUCAAGUAGAAUACAACAUUGUGUUUAAAUGCAUAUAUUGGAUUAAAUAAUUACAGGGGCCUCUAUGUUUUUGAUAACUGAACAUUAUAAGAAACUGAAUGGGUCUUGCAUUGCAAAUCUAUGGCCCUCAACAUUCAGAUGGAAUCAUUUGAUUUGUCAUAUAUGGAUUGAAUUUGAAUUGAUAAUGAGAUAUGCAACUGUCUCCCUUUAUGUAACAUCCUUUUCCCUUGCUCGUAUUUCUGUAAGCAUUUGUGCUGGAAAUGUGAAAGAUGUUUUUUGAAUCCUCAUCUAGCCAUGUUCUGUUUUGUUUAUAUCCCGUUGGUCAUUCAUUUGAUUCGUUUGUUGAAUUAAUGUUGCUUUCCUUUGAAUUAUAUGUUGGUGAAACUUUUUAUUUAAAAGAAAAUAAA